AUGAUAAUGAGCGGAAGCAUCAGGAGGGUGGAAAAUGGACCAGUCAGGUAUGCACAUAUUUUUACAAAGAAAAUGGCGAAUUCGACACUAAACGUUACUCGCUGCAACAAUCUGUGGAAGACCCGCAUGGGACUACGAACAGCGAGGAAAUACAAAAUAUUGGUAGUUAUCGAUGCCCUAUUUCCAAAAACGGAGAGGAAAACCUGUCCACCUAUCAUCAGUUUGUAGUGAUUAAAACAACUAAUUGGUAUUGUUCGAUCUGAAAGGAUUCAGAAAAAAUUCUCCUGCAAAGGUCGAAAGCAAAGGAUCGUGUAGAGAAGUGUAAAGAGGGUCAAGCUAGGUAUACACCAGUAAAGAUGAUUGUUGAAAUCGAGGGAGAAGGAUCUAUGAGAGAUUUGAUUAAGUUUAUUUGUGAAAAUGAACUUAAAAAUUUUGUUUAG
This is a messenger RNA of Pocillopora meandrina, 440 nucleotides long. The record is from the annotation of a GenBank genome assembly. NCBI's taxonomy places the organism in Eukaryota, Metazoa, Cnidaria, Anthozoa, Scleractinia, Pocilloporidae.